This is a messenger RNA of Amoebophrya sp. A25, 1949 nucleotides long. The record is from the annotation of a GenBank genome assembly. Lineage: Eukaryota; Dinophyceae; Syndiniales; Amoebophryaceae.
AGCAUCAGCAUAGCAAUAUUCAGCAUAUACUAGUAAGUCGUUCUCUUUGUCUUUCAUUCUCUUAAGAAUAGAAUGAAGUUUUUUAUAAGCAACAUAUCGACCACGGCGGCUGCAUACCAAACUACUUUGCUGCUGUUGUAGACUCAGUACUUAAUUUUCCUCGCCGACGCAGACACAAAAAAAUGGAGGACUACGAAAAGGAAGCGGAGGCCUCCUCCUCCUCUGGGGGUCCGGCCGUCCUUCCAAAUCCAUCAUGGUGCGAUAUUUGCCAGAAAGAUUUGCAGAGCAAGGUAUCCUAUGACGAACAUCUGCACGGUAAAAAGCAUUUGAAGCUUACAGCACGAGCUGGUAUGCAAACAGUCGCAUCUCCGAAACCAGGAGAUGAUGACCGCAGCCGAAGAAUAGCUGAUGUGUCUGAGAUCCUAACCGACGCAACCUUUCGCCACGAGCUAGUAAGCGGACGUUACAAGAGAAUCAUCGUUUUGACGGGUGCUGGCAUUUCGACCGCAGCUGGUGUCCCUGACUUUCGGACUCCUAAGUUUGGGCUUUUCGACAAAGUAAGAGCCAACAUCUUCGCGCAACGUCACCCAGAGUUGAUUCGCGAUCCUGAGAAAUUUUUCUCUAGAAGAUUCGUUCAUGGCCUGAGUGUGGAGGAAAGGAAGGAGUGGGAUGAAUUUGUGAGUGGGAGCUUGGAAAUCAUAGAUCCUGGGGUGGAAGACAGCCGUUACGACAGCAGUUCAACAUCCGUAGAUGCAGCAGCAGAUCAAGGUUGCGACAAUUUCUUUGGAAGAGGAAAGGACAUGAUUGCUGAACAGAAUCUUCCAACUGACAAGAAUCGCGGUCCCCAACCCACCCUCGCGCACGUCUUCAUCACUUGGCUCGACCGCAAAGGCUGGCUACGCAGAGUUUAUACUCAAAACAUCGAUGGCUUGCACUCUUUGGCUCAGUCCGGUGAGCAUAAAAUCCAAGCUGAUCGCAUAGUUGAAGUUCACGGUUGCUUAGCCGAGCCACGGACGUUGGUCCUGUAUGGUGACGAAGUAAAUCCGAUGUUGGACUUGUACUUGAAAACCGACUUUCCGAAGGUGGUAGGCGGUGGGAAUCUGCAGACGCACAUGAAAGCGUCGGAGCAGGGUGAUGGUGGUGGAGGCGACGAGGAUGUUCACGAAGAUGAGGAGGAAACGAAGGAUCAUUCUCCAGUUCAGAGUCCUGGUUGUUCCGGCUCCAUAGGGCAGACAAGCCCUUCUGCAGGAUCGCGCGCUAACUUGAACUUAACUAUUCUCCCUCCCGACCUCAUCCUCGUCAUGGGAACGUCUCUCCAAGUGGCUCCGUUCUGCGCUAUCCCGAAUUUGGCUCCGCCAAAGCAUUGCGCCCGCGUUUUAGUCAAUGUUCCGAUAUCGACUUGCCUCUCCAACGGUUGGGAUCCCCCGAAAGGAAGCCUGGCAGGCCGUAUUGAGAUGUACGGCAGUGGAGCGGCCUUUAGCAUCUCAUCUACAACGGCUUUAGCAGGACGAAAAGUAAGUUUGAGACCAAGAUGGAGGGAGAAUUUGUCACAAAAAAGAUGGCCGCAGCUGCUGUUGGAAGAGAAGUGCGAUGACUUCGUUAGAAAAUGCUUUGAAACUACAGUUGUGCAAGAAUGAGAACAACUGAGAAAAGGAAACUGAAAGGAGGUGUGAUCUAGAUCUUAGAAAGCCAUCAUAAACAUUCACAUUUAUCUUCACAAGUCAGUAGUUCGGCAAUAUACGUGCAUCUUUAUACGAACUUUAACGAAGUGAAACAUUUUGACUUUUUGGUUUUCCAUUGUAUCAAGGAAUCAGUUACUGAGUGACAGAGAGAGGAUCUCAUACACUAAGAAGACUGACAUGAUGAACACCGCAAGAACUACAUGCUGGUACCUUCUGUGCUCAAUCUCAACGUGUCCCCCGCUCAUGGUCAGUUGGCUGCUCUUCUUG